Colletotrichum truncatum is the source of this 1590-nucleotide messenger RNA. NCBI's taxonomy places the organism in Eukaryota, Fungi, Ascomycota, Sordariomycetes, Glomerellales, Glomerellaceae. The record is from RefSeq and is a predicted model, not a curated record.
AUGGCUUCGGGACACAAUGAUCCAAAGCUCUUAUACGCCAUCAAUGGCGUCAAGGCCUACCACAUCGCAAACGGCAAAGAGGAGUCACUGACUCCUGCCGGCCCUCAGACAUUGUCGUUGUUGAUGGUGCCGACAUCCUCACCAUUCGCCGAUACGAACGGAGAGACGCCUGCAGAGGACUUCUACCUCCACCUCCACCUACCUCCCGAGCUCGACCUUCCACUACCCGCUACCACCCAGAUCUACCACCAGCCACCGACGAGCUAUUUGAUUCCCAGGUGGGAUCUCGGCCCUGACAGCGGUGCUUUCACCCGCAUCGAGUUCCCCGAUGUCGGCAGUCGAAAGGGGCUGCAGGAAGACGUCGAUACCUUCGAGACCAUCCUUGCCCAGUGCACUGCCUUCCUCGAACGAGCACCCCCGCCCAAGGCCUCGUCCGUGUCGAAGGGCCCCCCUCCCGCCGCCGUACCCUCCGCUACCUCUUCUUCAAAGUCGAGAGCUGCCGCUGCAGAUGGCCUCCCAGCAUAUAACCCCGCCGACUACGAACCUGGCCAGGCUUACGCCCAGGGCAGUCACAGCAACAACAAUGGCGGCAGGAUCGUGUUGAUCGAUGAGGAGGACGGUAGCGUCAUCGGCGAGCUGACGGAGAACUACCAAGUCGUGGAGGACCUGGGUGUGAAGCCCGGCGCGAAAGGUAAGUCGGGCGGCUACUCGGCCGAGCUUGACUCACAUGGCAUGCCAGAUCCGGUGGAGAUCACGCUCCCUGCCGACAACAGCCAAGCCAUUACCGUUCAGCCCGUGUCGCAGGAGUACCGCGAGAUGCUCAUGCAUCCGUCGUACAAGAAAUCGUUCCUGGUAUCCAAUGCAUCCAAGGCCUCACGUCUAAUCGUGACGUCGUCCGACUUGGUUGCCAAGGGCCUUCAAUCAUCGGCUGAUAGCUUCACGACCAAGACCAAGCCGGUAAACACACCUAUGACAUUCACGCCAGCGGCGCACGACCGCAUUCGCCGCAUCAAUCAGUUCACCAACACGGCUGCCGGACUAUCGGCGUCGACGGUGGGCCAUAUCGGUAAAGUUGCACAGAACCUAGGUGCCACCCUUUCAAGGAAGAAGGACGGCAGCGGAAGAGGAUAUGAUAAGGAUGGCAACCCCAUUGAGGGCUAUAAGCCUGGCUUGCUGAACAGGAGUCUGAUGGCGUUCAACACGGUCGCCGACGGCAUCGACCAAGCUGGACGUAAUCUGCUAACAGGUACUUCAUCUAGCGUGUCUCAAAUGGUUGAGCACCGCUGGGGUGCAGAGGCCGGUCAGGUGUCAAGGAACAUUGGUGGCGGCUUCAAGAAUGUCGGCCUGGUCUACAUUGACGUCACUGGCGUCUCCCGAAGAGCCAUUCUGAAGAGUGUUGCCAAGGGGAUGGUUGUCGGAAAGGUAAAGGGCGGAGGUCAGAUUGUUGUCGGUGGCGGAGACGGCGGUAACACCGUGGGCUUGCUUGAAGAUGGAAAGCCUCUCGCUCGUAAGGACGACCAAAGUGAUACGUCCAGCUUAUACACAGCAUAUGAUGGCAACGGCAAGGGGCCAGCUGGCAAGAUGCGUUGA